AUGUUUAAAUUUAAAAAUAAAUUAAAAUUUGGUUCAUCUACUGAAAAACAAAACAAUUCAUCAAAUUCACCUGAAGGUUCAAUAACAAAUUCUUCAACUACUUAUGAUGAUCAUAAUGAUAUAACGACAACAGAAUCAUCAAUAAGAGGUUCAUCUGAUUCAAGAAAAACUAUAUCAAUAGACAAUUUAACUGAUGAUGUAAAUAAAUUAUCAGUAAAUAAUAAUAAUGGUCAACCUUCAUCUUCACAACAAAGUAGAAAAAGUUCUGGAAAAAGUACUCAACAACAACAAUUACAUAAUAAUAAUAAUAUUAAUGGAAUACAUUCUAAUAAUAUACUACAACCACCUUCUACUGAUUCAAAUGUUACAUCUAAUUCUUCUCAAUAUAAUGGAUCUCCAUCAUCAUCUCAAGCAACAUCAUUAGGACAAGCAUCAUCAACAUCAGGUUUAGAAGAUGUUCAAAAUUCAAAUCCUUCUUCUUCUUCUUCUUCUUCUUCUUCACCUGGUUUAUUAACUGUUAAAAUUUAUGGAUCACAAAAUAUUCAAUUACCUAUUAAAAUAAAUAAUAAUAAACAAAUUUUACAUGCAUUAGCUAUAAAUUCAAAUAAUGAAAAUGUUGGUCAACAAUUAUUAAAAAAUAUGGAAAGUUUAGCAAAAGAAAAUGAUGCUGAUUAUUUACCUGGAUCAUUAGCUACAAAAUUUUUACCUUCAAUAAUAACUAUCCCUAAUGCUGAAAGUCUUGUUAAAUCAUUACUAUAUUUAACCAUAGAAUUUGAUAAUAAUGUAUUAGUAAUAGAACCGCAAAAGGGUACAGUUAACCAAUCAACAUGGAAUCAAGUAGUAUCGUUUGAUGUUACAAAUAAAGCAUCAAAUAAAAAUGUUGAGUCACAAUUUCUUAAUUUAAAUUUAUUUAUAAGGUUACCAAAUAUGUUAAUUCCAGAUAGUGAAAAAUCUCGAAAUAAACAAUUAUUUACAAAUUAUCAACAAGAUUCUACUAAUCAAAAUAGAUCAAUGUCAUCAAAUUCUUCAAAUACUUCAGCUUCACCUGUUAACAUAGGGGAUUUAUUAAUUGGUACAAUAAAAUUACCAUUAAAUCCGAAAUCACAUACUCAACAAAUUAGAUUAAUGCAUCAUGAAUAUUUAAAUUUUACAAAUUAUAAUGUUAAUGGAAAUGAUACAAAUUCAAAAGAAAUGGGAGAAAUUAUGCUUACAAUAGAGUUCAAACCGCUUACCAAAAAGCAUCUUUCUAUUGAGGAUUUCGAUUUAUUAAAAGUUAUUGGUAAAGGAUCAUUUGGUAAAGUCAUGCAAGUAGUUAAAAAGGAUACAAAACAAAUAUAUGCAUUAAAAACGUUACGAAAACAACAUAUUGUAUCAAGAAUGGAAGUUACUCAUACAUUAGCUGAAAGAACAGUUUUAGCAAGAAUAAAUAAUCCAUUUAUAGUUCCAUUGAAAUUUUCAUUUCAAUCACCAGAAAAAUUAUACUUGGUGUUAUCAUUUAUAAAUGGUGGUGAAUUAUUUUGGCAUUUACAAAGAGAAGGUAAAUUUUCAAUGGAUAGAUCAAGAUUUUAUAUAGCUGAAUUAUUGACAGCUUUAGAAAGUUUACAUGAAUUAAAUGUCAUUUAUAGAGAUUUAAAACCAGAAAAUAUAUUAUUGGAUUAUCAAGGACAUAUAGCACUUUGUGAUUUUGGGUUAUGUAAAUUAAAUAUGAGUAAUGAUGAUAAAACAAAUACAUUUUGUGGAACUCCUGAAUAUUUAGCACCAGAAUUAUUAUUAAAUCAAGGUUAUACAAGAAGUGUUGAUUGGUGGACUUUGGGAACUUUAUUAUAUGAAAUGUUAACUGGUUUACCACCAUUUUAUGAUUCAGAUUCUCCAACAAUGUAUAAGAAAAUUUUACAAAAUCCAUUAAGAUUCCCACCAUUUUUAGAAGGUACAGAUGCUCAAGAUUUAUUAAUUAAAUUAUUACAAAAAGAUCCACUGCAAAGAUUAGAUGAUGCACAAGAAAUUAAAAAUCAUUCAUUUUUUAAAGAUAUUGAUUGGAAUAAAUUAUUAAAUAAAAGUUAUUUGCCUCCUUUUAAACCAAAUGUUGAAAAUUUAUUAGAUACUUCGAAUUUUGAUCAAGAUUUUACAAAUGAAAAACCUCAGGAUUCUGUUGUUGAUGAUUUUUUAACUGAAAGUGUACAAAAACAAUUUGGUGGUUGGACUUAUAAUGGUGAUAAUAUGCUUUGA
Messenger RNA from Lodderomyces jiufengensis, 2226 nucleotides. RefSeq names its product serine/threonine protein kinase. The record is from RefSeq and is a predicted model, not a curated record. Gene Ontology annotation, molecular function: ATP binding; protein serine/threonine kinase activity. NCBI's taxonomy places the organism in Eukaryota, Fungi, Ascomycota, Pichiomycetes, Serinales, Debaryomycetaceae. The transcript has a single exon. Bases 1 to 2226 code for a protein of 741 amino acids. Gene Ontology annotation, biological process: protein phosphorylation.